Messenger RNA from Trichomonas vaginalis G3, 853 nucleotides. RefSeq lists its product as uncharacterized. The transcript has a single exon. The record is from RefSeq and is a predicted model, not a curated record. NCBI's taxonomy places the organism in Eukaryota, Parabasalia, Trichomonadida, Trichomonadidae. The annotation marks the transcript as partial.
AUGGACAGAAAGUCUGCUAGAAUAAAAGCAGAGUUACAAAGAUAUGGUUGGAGAGUUUCGAAGAAGUUUAAAUAUAGGAAGGGAAAGCCAAUAAAAGUCUAUGACAAAUUGACAGGUCUUACCUACGAAUUAGAUUUGGAAACAGCACGUGCCAAUUAUCCAAACAGACUAGAGAGGUUAGAAGAAGAACGUCUUAUGGACAUGCCUUUCGAUGUUAGUGAACCUCAAGUUGAAGGACACGACGGCUUUGCCAGAUUCUACUGGAAACAUGACGAACAAUUGCAUCCUUUGAGAAGGAAAAAAGGAAAAGGUGAAGACGCACAUGCUCCCAUGGAAAGAACAAGAUAUGCAUAUGAAAAGUAUCGUGAAGUUAGAAGUCAAAUUACAUCUGGUCGAACCUUUACAGUAAACUUUGACGAAGGAAAGAACAAAAAAGGCUUCAUGGGAGUACUUGCUGCAAUUCAAGACGGAAAUAAGAAAGGACACAAUCUCAGAUUGACCAUAACAGAUUUGGAUGGUCACAUUUACUAUGCACAUGGCAAUGAACAAACAGCCGCAAAACUUCUUGACGCUUUCAAGACUACAAAGAGAGUACAAAUGGUUGACUCCGACUCAGACAUUUUGAAUGCAAUUGAAGGAAUUGCAAGUGUCAAGUUCGAAUGGUACCAACCCAACCCUCAAGCAGUCAGACAACAUGCUGGAUACUUCCCGUUCAUAAAUAAGUCUGACAUUGACUUGACAAGGUAUGGAAUUUACAAUUCAAUUGAAACAAUUGUCAACGAACCUUGCAUUCUUACAUGUCUCAGGAACUCUGGUCUUGUUACAGAUGAGAAGAUGAAGUAUCUUGAGUCAU